Messenger RNA from Toxorhynchites rutilus septentrionalis, 3202 nucleotides. It is a transcript of the gene Dus1, whose product is annotated as tRNA-dihydrouridine(16/17) synthase [NAD(P)(+)]-like. The coding region runs from base 555 to 2297 and encodes 580 amino acids. Gene Ontology annotation, molecular function: flavin adenine dinucleotide binding; tRNA dihydrouridine synthase activity. NCBI's taxonomy places the organism in Eukaryota, Metazoa, Arthropoda, Insecta, Diptera, Culicidae. Gene Ontology annotation, biological process: tRNA processing. The record is from RefSeq and is a predicted model, not a curated record. The transcript has 10 exons.
GGUUUGUUUUGGUUCGGAUUCGCGUGGUUUGUUUGCGUACGGCUCACGUUUUUGAUUGGGGGUUUAUUUUGUAAACUAGUGUUAUUUUUCCGGAGAACGGUUCUGCUACAAUUUGGUUUUUUAUGUGAGAAGUAAUUGAUGGAAAUUGCGAAAUUGUGUGAAACGUGAAAAGAAAGGAAAAGUGUUCAGUGCCUGGUGAAGUGUAUUGACAAACCAUUAUUAUAUGGUGUAGCAUUUGGACAGUGUUGAUAUUUCUAGGCGUGAAUUUGAGUGAGAUUGUAAUUUGUGUUGGGAGGAUUCAUUGGCUGAAUUUCGCAUGGGAACGCGUGGCUAUUAGUUCGAAUGCUAUUCAUCAAGCUGCUCCAUAUUUCAAAAACAGAAAAAACCACAUCUCCCCACGGAAGGCAACAUCUUCUGUACUUCGUAUUGGGGAAGUAAACAUUGACAAGGGCAGAGCCACAAACGCUUCCUGGAAACGGCAAACCGUAAGCCCUGAAUGAACUACGUGUUUCACGUAGAAAGAAAAUAGACGCAUCCCAAAGGGGCAACAGAUUAUGGUUACUAACAACAACGAGGACAAUUUCAAUCGGCAGUCCCAGGAACAUCAAACAACUUUUCCACCACCACCAACAUCACCCUCCACGAUGGAAACCAAUAGCGAUAGCAUAGUCACAAGCGCCCACCAAAUCCCCGAAGUGUCAUCGCUUCCGUCUUCCUCCGUGUCAUCAGGUGAUAGUGGAACACUACUUUCAGCGGUGACAAAUGAUAGCAAUAAGCCGAGGCCCAAGCUGUCGGGUUUUGAAUUCUACGAGAGUAUAGGUUCACCAAAAUAUGUGGUGGCACCAAUGGUUGACGCCAGCGAACUUGCUUGGCGCCUACUGAGCCGACGACACGGUGCACAACUUUGCUACUCGCCAAUGUUCCACAGCAGCUGUUUCACCAGGGAUCCCAAGUAUCGCAAAGAUUCACUGCAAACCUGUCCGGAGGACCGGCCGCUCAUCAUACAGUUCUGUGGAAACGACCCGAAGGUGCUACUGGAAGCCGCGCUGCUAGCGCAGGACCACUGCGACGCUAUCGAUAUCAACCUCGGGUGUCCGCAGGCGAUUGCCAAACGGGGCCAUUAUGGUGCCUUCCUGCAGGACGAAUGGGAUCUACUUAGUGAAAUCGUGAGUACUCUCCAUAAACAUCUCAGUGUGCCUCUUACGUGCAAAGUACGUAUCUUCGAAGACAUGGACAAAACAAUCCGCUACGCGAAAAUGCUUGAAGCUGCCGGCUGCCAAAUGCUUACCGUCCACGGGAGAACGCGUGAACAGAAAGGACCACUGACAGGAAUAGCCGACUGGAGAUAUGUGAAAGUUUUGAAAGAAAUUUUAAAAAUACCAGUUUUGUCCAAUGGCAACAUAAUGUCCGUCGAGGACAUCCACCGCUGUAUUCGGGAGACAGGUGUCAAUGGUGUGAUGACUGCUGAAGGGAACCUAUACAAUCCGUUUCUAUUCGAAGGUGUCAACCCGACCGCAUGGAGUGUAGCCUAUGAAUAUUUAGACAUUGUGGAAAAAUAUUCAGCUCCGAUUUCGUUCAUUCGGGGGCAUUUGUUCAAAGUGUUCCACCAUUUAAUGAACCUAAAACCAAAUGCAUCGCACCGCGAGCAGAUGGCGGUCUGCCACAAGGUGGACGAAUUUCGCGCCAUCGUGAAGCUUCUGGAGGAAAAAUAUCUGCCGUUCCACGAGGGUCGUCAAAAAUGGAUCGCCGAGGAAUCAAACCUUCCAACAGGGGAAGCCUCGCUUGACGCAAGCUACAAUCUAGCUUUGCCACCAUGGCUAUGUCAGCCAUACAUCCGAGCCCCACCGGAAGUACACAAGCAAAAGCUAGAGGAAGCAAGCCGACUGGCAGCGGAUCCUAACCGAGAGAAGCGUCAGUUCUACGAUACGGACGGCAAUGAGAUAUCCCGUAAGAAGAUGAAGAAGAUGCGACGUGUACAGAGAAGACCAAAUCGCGCCGGACUUCUACCAGGGGAUCCGGACCGUGAACAAGCGAGGCGAUUUGACGAAAUUUGUAAAAACGAGAAAAUUGAGUGUACCAAUCCUAUGGGCUUGAAAUGCGAACAUCAAGUGUGUCGCAUUUGCUGCAAAAAUUUGUGCUUCCACGAGAAUCGAGAUUGUGUGGGGCACAAAAUCUUCAUCAGAUCCCGCCGGGAUAAGGCGAAAGCGUUGACCGAGGCGGAGAAACAAUUGGAAAGUAAUAAUGAAGUAGAUAGCCUAAAGGUACAGAAGCAGGAAAAAUUGACGAACGAAAGUUGAUGUUCGAUGAUGGUGUUAUUGUGUGAGCUUUCAUCCACACACUUCGAAUACUUUGUUCCAACCGACCCAAGUUAAUGAUUAGAAAAACGUUUUCUUUUUAAUUAGGAUUGUAUUUUUUUUGCCGAUAUCUUUGGACAGAAUUUUUGAGCCAUGUUAAAAUGAUGAUAAAGAUUACGAAAAAAAAUGUUUUUUUCUUGUUUUAAAUUUUUGAAGAAGUAUCUUUAAAAAAGGGAUUUAUUCUGCGCAAAGCAUUGAAUUCAAUUAAAUUUGUCACUUAGGUUAUUUUGUUUAGCGGAUGCAUACGGAGAAAUACUCACCGAUAAACUCUCCAAAUAACAAAAUGACAAUAUAAUGACAAUAUUCAUUAUAGACAUUUGAAGCUUUUCGAGUUGUUUUUAGCAUCUCGUUCGAUCUGCUUCUCUUGGAACAUUAAAUGGGCAAAACGUUCGAAAUAGGGAAUGUGAAAUUAUAACUCGAACUAAGUUAAACUGACCAGACGUCCCGCAUUACGCGGGACAGUCCCGCAUUUGGCAAAAGAAACGAAAAUGAAAUAUAUCUAUCUAUAUAUAUAUAUAUUAUAGACUCGGAAACUACUGAACCGAUCGACAUGAAAAUAGGUAUGUAGGGGUUUUUGGGGCCGGGGAAGGUUUUCGUGAUAUUUUGAGACCCCUCCCCCCUCUCUAAGGGGGGGCUGCCAUACAAAUGAAACACAAAUUUCUGCAUUACUCGAGAAUUAAUCAAGCAAAUGAAACCAAAUUUGGCAUGUCGAGGUUUUAGGAUGCAAUAAAUGUUUCUAUGGUGAUAAGAUACUCCUUCCCCCUCUCUUAGAGGGGGCUGCCAUACAAAUGAAACACAAUUUUUUGCAUUACUCGAGAAUUAAUCAAGUAAAUGGGCGGGACGAAGUU